This is a messenger RNA of Stomoxys calcitrans (stable fly), 1655 nucleotides long. It is a transcript of the gene Nmnat, whose product is annotated as nicotinamide/nicotinic acid mononucleotide adenylyltransferase 1. Lineage: Eukaryota; Metazoa; Arthropoda; Insecta; Diptera; Muscidae. Gene Ontology annotation, biological process: NAD+ biosynthetic process. Gene Ontology annotation, molecular function: nicotinamide-nucleotide adenylyltransferase activity; nicotinate-nucleotide adenylyltransferase activity. The record is from RefSeq and is a predicted model, not a curated record. The coding region runs from base 270 to 1457 and encodes 395 amino acids. The transcript has 7 exons.
UAUUUAUUUCCUUGCGCUCUCUGAAGUCUACGAAAAAAUGGCAAUUAGUAAUAAGAUUAUUUUUAAUAUAUUCGUAGAAUAAAUGUAUUGGACUUGUUUGGUUUUACAACAGCAUUCAUAAAUUGGUCCACAAUAUUCUGGGACUAAAAGAGAUUUAAAAACAGGACGGAAUUCAUUGAUACGGGACGCUGGUAGAAGCUGGAGAGAAAGAUAUAUGAUAGUUCAUAACUUAUUUAUAUAACAAUAGCUAAUAGGAAUCCAAGUCCAUUAUGUCGGCUAUAUUGGAAGAGACCUCGAAUCGUUUGUUACCUAGAAUAGUGCUAAUUGCGUGUGGUUCGUUUAGUCCACCAACUCCUAUGCACCUGCGAAUGUUUGAAAUAGCUAAAGAUCAUUUUGAAAUGCAGGGCACACACAAGGUCAUUGGUGGCAUUGUUUCGCCAACGCAUGACGCCUACGGCAAAAAAGGAUUGGCUCCGGGCAAACAUCGUUGCGCCAUGGUUAAAUUGGCAUUGCAGUCUUCUUCGUGGAUACGUCUAUCAGAGUGGGAAACCAUGCAAGAUGGUUGGUCUCGCACCCAAACUGUUCUACAGUAUCAUCAGAAUUUCAUGAAUAAUUAUAUAAAUUCGCCUGACUUGGACAAUAUGAAUGGCACCGAUAAGCACAUACCAGGAUGGCUGCCGCCAGUCUUAAGAGAACGUCGUGAUCCAGUACAAUUGAGGCUAUUGUGUGGUGCUGAUUUGCUCGAGUCAUUUGCUGUACCCGGGUUGUGGGCCGAAGACGACAUUGAGGACAUCAUAAGCAACCACGGUCUAGUUGUCAUAUCUCGAAGUGGCUCGGAUGCAGAAAAAUUCGUUUUUGAAUCGGAUAUUCUAACAAAAUACCAACGGAAUAUAACUUUGGUCACUAAUUGGGUUUCGAAUGAAGUAAGCUCUACCAUGAUUCGGCGCUUACUCAGUCGAGGACAAUCGGCCAAGUACUUAAUCGACGACCUAGUUUUGGAGUACAUCAAGCGGUUUGGCCUUUUCCAAUCUAAAACUAAGUAUAUAACAUCCUUAACAAGACCUCCCAAGCAGAAUUUCCUUAAUAUCGCUUACAAUAAUCAUCAAACGAAUAUGCAAACAUCAUCAAAUGAGACCACACCCUCUGAUGUGGAUGAUGACGAUGAUGAUGGUGAUGUUGUUACUAACAAAGAAGAAUAUAUGGAUGAGACAGAUUUUUCUACAGCUAAAAUUAUAAUGCCCAGAAAUAAUUUAGAUAACCGUAAACCCAAUGUCUUCUGUUGUGGCGAUUCCAAAGGCAGUGGGGUAAUCAAUAAACUGUUGGGUGGUCAUACCACUAAGAAGAAACCAUCUGGUCCAGGGCAAGCAGUGCAAGUCGUAACCAAUGAGUAUGGUGUUACUGAGAUUUUCGAUGAAGAUGAGAUGCAAAGCAAAAAAUUUAAAAUGGCUGAUGUCUAAGAUAGAAGGACAGCAUUUGAAGGCUAGAAAGCAUUCCAAUAGUGGUCCAGAAGAAGAAACGCUAUUCCAUGUAAAGGAAACACAAUACCUUAACUAUUUAUGAUAUAAUCCAUAUUAAAUGUGCACUUAACAAAAUAAUUUACAAACAUUUAUUGAGAAUAUAUACAAAUGACAUUUAUUUAUUACUCUCCAAUGCAA